Molecule: messenger RNA, 3534 nt
Organism: Anopheles cruzii
Lineage: Eukaryota; Metazoa; Arthropoda; Insecta; Diptera; Culicidae
Exons: 6
Coding region: 1-3534 (1177 amino acids)
Source: RefSeq, a predicted model, not a curated record
AUGAAUCCACAGUCGCGCACCCAGCGGAAACCGCCCGACGUGGAGGAGGCCCUCUCAUCGAUGCUUUGGACCCCGUACGAUAACCCACUGUCGGAGUCGGACUCCUCCGACGAGUCGGACGCGCUGCACCGGCACCGACAUGGCACCGCCAACACCAGCUUCUUCGGAACUAGGCCAAACCACGACCAGCGGCGCCAGCAGCAGUCGCUGAUGCGAAGAAGUCUGUCCGCAUGGAGUUACCGCGCCAACCGCCAAACUGCGGCCAAACCACGGCUCGGGGAGGGUACGGAGCGGUUCAGCGAUCCGUACUACUGCGAUCCCGGGUCCGACAUCGGCGUAGAGUCGCUCGGUUUCGCGGCCACCGAUUGGCACUCCGGUGGCCAACGAAGUCACCCCUAUUACGGGGCGUCGGUAACGAGCGGCAGUCGAAGCUUCCACGGGCUCACGGCCCCAACAACCACGGCACUGAGCCUGAGGGCCACCGGAGAGCCCCCGUGGCCGUCCGGGGAGACCAGCGUCAGCGAGAAGCAUCAACAGUACCUUCCCCUGCAGGCUCCGUUCGUCGGCCGGUGGCAUCGAUUACCUCGGUCGGCCACGGAGGAUGCCCCGCCACAGCCCCUGUCGGCGCUCCCGUUCAGUUUGCUCGGCCUCGACCCGCUAUCCACGGGCUGGGCUGUCGCUGACAGCUACCCGGCCGAUUAUCAGCCGAAGGCUGAAGGCGACAGUGCCGAAAGUAACGGCAACAGCUGGAGCAUCAACACUCACAACAACAACCUCCAGGGUACCUGCAACAACAGUGACAACAACAACAACGUCGAUGACGACGCCGAUGGAGCAAACAAUAAUGCACCGCGGUUGAGCAUAAUUUCCGCGAUGCUUCAGCCACACCAACACCACCAACCGGCCAGCGGAGACCUACAUUUUUCAAAACAACAUAGCUCGCAACAUAGCGGAGCUCUCGCUCCCACUCCGGCCGGCUGGCUCGCUCCCUCUGGUGCCGUUGUUGCCGGCAACACCAACACCACGGUGCCGCGAUCGCCAGCGGCACACACACUCGCGGCGACGUGCACCGUGGAAGAGGAAACUCGUCGUCGCCGUACUUCGAACGGAUUGGAUGGAUUUAGUAGUGUGCGGAAAGCGGACGGCGUAACAACGUACGCCGGGGUAUCGACAAUCGGAUCGACGACGUGCAGCAGCGCCGCGUCCGGUUCGCAGGCGGUUCUUUCGGGUGGUUUUUCCGGUUCCGGUCCGGGUCUGCUCGGCGCGAUGCGUCUGAACGUUCCGGCGGCCGACCCGGUGGUGGCCGCGGCGGUCGCUUCGGCCGGGACCGAAGGGAGCAGGACCAGUGUGUACAUCCCGUCGUCGUCGUCGUCGGCUCUGACCAUCCAGGUGAACCGGGGAUCGGUCGAGCACGGCGGCGCAAACAAUCGGCCGCAGCAUGACGACGUCGUCAGCAUCGUGAGCUGCUAUCGGGCGGCGGGUGGAGUGUCAUCGCCUCCGGGUGCCGCCCCCGGGGAAACGGCAGUGACCGGUGGUGGCAGUGUAACGGUGGUCAGUGAGCGGGAGGCCGACCCGAAAGGGGCCAGUGUCAGUGGAAGCUCCCCGGUGGCGCGGGGCAGUGUGGCGAAGCAUAAGUCGUCGUUUGAGCAUACGGUGCAAGUUUCUAGUGCGGCCCAGUGCGAAGAGGGCACAGCAGUGGUGAGUGAGGGCGGGGAGCCAGAGGGGACGACCCCGCAUCGCACCUACACGUCAACCGAGGCGCAAACCGACGCCUGCGCUGCUCCCGUUCCGGUUCCGGUUCCGGUUUCGGUGCCGAUGCUGACUUCCACCGGGAUGGUCGGUGGUGGUGGUGGACCCGGUGUCCUACUACACGGACUGUCGCCCGUGUUGGUGGGGUGUAGUGCGAUGGCGGGACCCGGUGGGUCGGAGUUUAGCACUCGCGAGCAUCGGAGGAGGGAGCGCCGAGAACGGCGUCAGGCGCGGAACCGGAUGCAGCACAUUCACCCGCUCGAACCGCCGGGUGGGACCGGGCCGGGUGCUCUGCUGCAUCCGCACCGGUCCCCGCCCGCCCUCGAGAUCAUCCCGGACAUACUGCACAGCCAUCUGCCACCUCCCUACACCACGCUGCCGCUCGGGGCCACCAUGGUGCCGGCCGCCAUGAUUCCGGCGAAUGCUGCGGCGGCGGCCGCCUCGAUCCCGGUUCGGGCCUCCGACGAUUGCCGCUACACGUUCCCGAUCCCGAUCAUGCGAAGUUCGCCAUCGGAACGAUCACGCAAAGGAUGCUGCGGCCACUGGUUUGCGGGACCUCCGCUAAGGGCACUCAUAGCCGUGGUCGCGCUCGGCGGUGUGGCCUGUGCCCUGGGCGGUGCAGCCCUCGGCGCUACGGGCCUGGCCGGUUCGCCAACGUCCCAUCUAACAGCUGCCUUAUUAAUGAUAGGUGUCGGAGUGAUUCUGGUGACGGUCAGUGGCGCGGCCUGGCGGAUGACCGCCCCCGGGGCGCCUCCCUGUCUGGGGCUCGGUUCAACCGUCGAUCUGGGCCGCUGCUCGAGGAGACCCUGCGGACGGGGCGGAAGCACACCGCACGGGCUGCUGUAUCCUGAGUUCCAGCAUCGGCCACCGCCUCCUUCCUACCAGGCGAGCAUGCAGGAGUAUCGAUUAAGAUUGCUGCUCCUGGAUCGUGACCGACAGUCGGGAAGGAUGCGCAGCACGGCCUCGCCACCGCCAACCUACCGCUCGAACGUGGGCAGUCUUCUCAGAAUACCACUCAGCUCGCGGUACAACGGCAGCAGUACGAGCAUUUUCGGUGGCAUCAGUGGCAUCAUCAGCGGCGCCGUCGGAGGAUCGAGCAACAGUGUGAACCACGUCAGCGGCAGCACGCCGGAUCACCAGCAUCAGCAGCAGCAGCAUCAUCGAGUCAGCAGCUCACCGAGCGGCGGUGCCAUGGACCCUCCGAAUCCGUACGGUGUCAGCGACGGCCAUAGUACGCUUCCGCCAAGCUAUCGGUCCGUCGAGCUGCACCCCGUGGUGGAAGCACUUCAACGACAACCUCCGCCACCGCCCGUGCCGCGGAGCAGUAGUACCGGCCCGACCACCGACGGCGGCGGCGGCGGAAGUGACGAUAAUAAUGCGCACUCCAACGGAGCAUCGUCGGGUGGAUCCAUAAUUAAAAUCGAUGAUCGGGUGCCCAUCGGGGCCGUCAGUCCGUGUGCUGCGGUCGGCAGCGGCAGCCUAGACGAAGUUCCAAUCGUCACCACAACGUCCAGCACGAUGGUCAAGGAUCUGGUUACGAUUGUGACGAUCUCCGGCACAAUUGAACCGUCGGCCACCGCCACGGGUGUCAGCAAAUCCGUCUACACCACCAGCAACAGCAGCGACAGUCAUGGCGAUGGCACCGGAACCGUCUCGAGUGGGGGCGCCACGUGUACAUUAUUAAACUCCAACUCGACGCCCCUGCUGGCCACGGUCAUUCCGGUCAGCAAAGCGGCACCAACCGUCGCUUCUUCGACACCACCGACCGUCACCGGUCAGUGCUGA